Molecule: messenger RNA, 2615 nt
Organism: Camelina sativa (false flax)
Lineage: Eukaryota; Viridiplantae; Streptophyta; Magnoliopsida; Brassicales; Brassicaceae
Source: RefSeq, a predicted model, not a curated record
AAAAAUUGGAAGAAAAAAAAAUUGGUGGUUCAGCUGGGAACGAGCCAGCAGGCCAUGGUGAAUUUGAGUGGCGUCGAGCUGUGAUCCGUCCACUGCUGAGAGCGGAAGGUAAUCGCUGCUCUGUGAAACCAGCCUCACGCAUUGCCCUCCAACUUCAGGAACCAUCUGAGCCAGGCCUUCGCUCAACUCACACAGAUCACUCACAGCUUGGACUGGGCAGCUCGGAACAAUGCCUCAACAGAUCCGACCCGUGGACCGAGCCAGUGUUCCACCAACUUAUUAUCCCCACUUGGGUAACAAGCACUCGUUACUGAGCUCGACGUACACUAACUGCUUGAACUUCAUUUAUAAAGUAGUACAUUUUAUAGUCAAGUAGCCGAUGUGGGACAAAAGAACACAAUGGUGUUUUUUCAAUGUUCUUCUGAUUUUGGAUUUUGCUUGUGGACAAAAGAACACAACAAUGGUUUCUUCAGAGACAGAGUCUCUUCGAUGAUUAGCUUCGCAGACCCCUCCUUUCAGUGGGAGACUGUAUGCUUGUAAUUGUACGAGUGAGCAAAAGAAACACCAAUUGUACUACCAAAGCUGUUUCUGCUUUUUGUGUCCAUCAGAAGAUCAACACUUGUUGCAGAUCUCUUACAAAUACACGAGUUGAGUUUUUGGAGGAUUCCAUUGAUUGGAGGGAUUAUAAAAUUCGACUGGACCUUUUGAUAGCUGAUGGACCAUGUGGGAUUCAGUAGCUGACAAGAACAACAAAGGAAUCCACCUAACAGAGACAACCCACAUGUUGCAGGGAAUAUAUAAAAUAUCACAGGAAAGUGAAACGGAAAAAAGAACCAGACUGAGACACCUCUUCUUGAACUUAACGCCUUACAUUGUUGUUUAUUUCCAUCUUCUUUACUGCCUGUAGGAAUUAUGAUUAUUUAUCUGAGGCAAAGAUUUCUCACUUCAACUUGAUGCGACUACUACUGGUCCAGUUUUCAUAGGAUUGGUUUCUUUGAUAGAAGAUAUUGGGUUGAUUUAAGGCCGUUGUUCUUCCAUGUUGAUGCCCCACCUGUUCUUUUAGUACUGUGUCCUUUUUGUUUUCCUGUCAUCUGAAGACAAAGGCAAAGUCAUCUUGCCCAAUAACUUUGAAAGAUUUGGUGUUUAAGAGAGAAUCUUCGGUAUAAAGGUCCUAGAUACAGCUAGAGGUUUAUUUCUGUCUUAUUCAGGAGAGAUACUGGUUCUUCUGCUUGCCAGAUCUUGGCUGGUUUUGAGAGCUCAGGUUAAUAGGUGGAAUUUGAGUCCAUUCAGCUUGGAGCUGCAGAGAGUGAGUUGAUGUUACAGAUGGUAGGAUCUUACUUCAGAAAGCCAGAAAAGGUCCUUACGACUCUGUAACCUGAAAAGUUGCUUCCUUUUUUGAAGCUGAGCUGGAUAUGGAGCUUUGAAGUUAUGUUUUGGAAUUUGGAUAUGAAGUAAGAUUCAGACAGAAGCUUGGUGAUGUAUCUUCAAUUUUUCACCAACCCAUCUCAUGGCUUAGCUCAUGUAUGCUACUCUAGUCAGAUUUCGUGUAAGGUAAGACUGAGUCGUAUCCUUGCCACGCCACCGUCUUCAGUCCUCUUGCAUAUGGACGAAAGCAAUAAUCUUCCCAAGCCCAAGAAAGGUUUUUGUCUGAGUGAAGAUUCGAGAAACAGUUUAAACAGUCUUUCUGCAGAUUCUUUGUUUAGGCAGGCCAACACAGUGGGGAUUAUUGGAGGCGUUUCAACUGAUUCCACUCUUAAAUUUGUGAAGAAACUCGUGGAUGGGAGCUCAAAAGGUGGUAUAAGCUCGUUACCUUUUGUCCUUUGCUCGGAUCCUGCACUCAACAAGGAGCUCCUCUUAUACGAGGAAAACUCGUAUCCUUCUCUUUACCAUAGAGCAGAGAGUACUCCGGUGGAUCCAAAGCUAAUUGUGGAAAAUCUAAGGAACAAGAGGAGAUAUCUUGAGAGUUGUGGAGCUAAACUAAUCGUAAUGCCCUGUCAUAUUGCACAUAUAUGGUAUGAAGAGGUCUGUGAAGGGAGUUCAGUUCCUCUGCUUCACAUGGGUGAAUGCAUCGCUAAAGAGCUGCAAGAGGCGAAAAUGAAGCCCCUUCAAGCUGGGAAUCCUCUGCGUGUAGGUGUGAUGGCCACUAGCGCCACGUUAUCCGCAGGGUUCUACCAGGAGAAACUCCAAAGCAAUGGAUUUGAGGCGGUUGUUCCAGACAAGGCUACAAUGGAGCACACUGUGAUCCCGGCCUUAGAAGCUAUGAAGAGGGAAGACAUGGAAGGAGCACGGAACCUUCUAAGGAUAGCGUUGCAGGUACUGCUGGUGCAGGCGGUAAACGUGGUGAUGCUCGGAUCAGAUGAGAUGCGUGACCUCUUGCCAGGGGAUGAUCCUCUACUAAAGAAGUGUGUUGAUCCAAUGGAGGCACUCGCAAGGUCUGCCAUUAACUGGUCAGAGAAUCGAUACUCUUAAAGGACUUUGUGUGUGUGUUGUGUGUCUAUAUAUAUGUGAAAGGAAAUAUAGAUCGGAUGAGGUGGCAUUAUACCAGUGUUUACAGUUACCAAAGUCUCAAUAUGUAUUGGUCAAUACAAGUGUGAACAUGUCUAAAGCCAAAAAAA